UUUGAUCCGUCUUCUUUAUCUCUAGGCGAGUCCUGUCAAAGUAAAACAUUAGGUUUAGGUUGGUUCGCGAAUACAGACGAGUUACACUAUACAACUAAACUAAGUAUAACUGGAAGUCAUGUUACUAAGCGCAUUAUGUUAUCCGCAAUAUCACAAAUUUACGAUCCGUUGGGAUUAUUAUCACCUAUUAUUAUACUCGCAAAAAUAUUGCUACAGAAAUUAUGGACGUAUAAACUGGGAUGGGACGAUCCGGUCCCUCAUGAUAUUUUAAUUAAUUGGAAAAGAAUUGUUGACAGUCUCGACUAUUUGAGUGAAUUACGUAUACCACGUCAGGUUAUAAAUAGCAAAAUGCAAUAUAUAGAAUUGCAUAUUUUCACUGACGCCUCUCAAAAUGCCUACGGCGCGUGUGCGUACGUGCGUAUGUACUCGGAUGAUAAUAAUACCAAAGUGUCCGUAGGUUUGUUAUGCGCUAAGUCGAAGGUCGCUCCGGUCAAACCUGUAACUAUACCGCGUUUGGAAUUAUGUGGGGCAUUAUUAGGUGCAAAGUUGUACACAAAAAUCAUAAAGUCACUUCGUUUGAAUUUUACCAAUGUUUAUUUCUGGACUGAUUCGACUAUUGUGUUAGGAUGGCUAAGAAUGUCACCUAACACUCUUAAAACGUUUGUGCAAAACAGGGUAGUUCAAAUUAACGAACUCACUGGUAGUUUAAAGUGGCUACAUGUAGGAAGCAAAUCCAACCCAGCUGACUUAGUGUCACGCGGGGUCACGCUGGAUGCGUUACGCACUACUGAUAUUUGGUGGCACGGUCCGCCAUUUUUGCACGAACGUCUUUGCAAUUUUAGUUAUGAUCAUAGUUGUAAUAAUGUUAAUUUUAAUGAGUUGCCAGAUAUUAAAUCAACUACCACUCUGUUGGUACAUCAAACUAAUCAAAAUACGUUUCCUUUUGACAGAUUCUCAUCGUUUAUUCGUAUGAAGCGUAUAGUUUCUUACAUGUUACGUUUUAUUCAUAACGCUCGCAAUAAAUUAAAAUGUAAUCGUAAAUACGGCCCUCUCCAAGUAGACGAGUUAAAUAACUCAGUUAUUAAGUUGACUCAAAUGUCACAAAAACAAUCGUUUUCGGAUCUCGAUAUUAUGUUAUCAAAAGGGCAAUUACGCUCAAAGAUUAAUCGUAAUAUUUCUAGUCUCAAUCUUUUUUUGGAUAAUAAUAAAAUUAUUAGAGUUGGAGGUAGGUUGAGUAAUUCUGCAAGUUUUUUAUAUGAUAAAAAACAUCCCAUCCUUCUAUGCAGUAAACAUACCUUCACCCGCUUGUUAUUUGAAUAUGAACAUAAGCGCCUGCUUCACGCUGGUCCUCAAUUAUUGUUGGCUAGUUUACGAGAAAAUUGGUGGCCGCUCAGAGGUCGUGACCUGGCUAGAAAUAUUGUGCAUAAGUGUGUGACAUGUACACGAAUUGCGGGUAAAACUGUUCCAGUACAAAUGGGUAACUUACCUUCAGAACGGCUAGAACCAGGUUAUCCUUUUAUGAUAUGCGGCGUAGACUAUGCAGGACCUAUGUUUAUUUUGAACCGUAAAGGGAGGGGCGCUAAAUUAGAAAAAUGUUAUAUCUGCCUAUUUGUGUGUUUCUCAACGCGUGCUGUUCACUUGGAGUUAGUGACUAGUUUAACAACAGAGGCUUAUAUGUUAGCUUUGAAAAGGUUUAUUUCUAGAAGGGGUAAACCAUCUGAAAUAUUUUCUGAUAAUGGUAAGAAUUUUAUUGGGGCUAUGAAGGAAUUUACACAAUUUUUAAAGAAUAAUCAUAAUAAUAUUACUGAGAUUUUAGCUAAUGAUAACAUAAAGUUUAACUUCAUACCACCCUAUACACCACAUUUUGGAGGAUUAUGGGAGGCAGGAGUGAAGUCCUGCAAAUACCAUAUCCGCCGCGUCAUUGGUAACGCGAACUUAACUUAUGAAGAGUUUAGCACGAUCUUGGCUCAAAUCGAGGCCGUCCUAAACUCUCGACCUAUGCAUCCACUGUCCGCAGAUCCAACUGACCUUCUUCCUCUCAGCCCUUCUCUGUUUCUGAUUGGCCGACCGCUGACUGCACCUGCCACUCCAGACCUGACGGCUACAGCUUCACAUCGCCUGUCCCGCUAUGACCGCGUGGAGCAAAUGCGACAACAUUUCUGGCGGAGGUGGUCCACGGAAUACAUAUCGGAGCUGCAGACCCGAACAAAAUGGAAGACAAGGAGAGAAGAAUUGGCACCUAAUACACUCGUACUUAUCAAAGAAGACAAUCUUCCGCCUCUAAAGUGGCGCUUGGGAAGAAUUCUUCAUACCUUUCCAGGAAAAGAUGGCGUGUCCAGAGUCGCUGACAUCAAAACGGCGACCGGAACGGUGCGAAGAGCAUUCACAAAAAUCUGUCCUCUGCUGCCACAAGAAAAUGAUACUUCGUUGGAAGCAGGAGCUUCCAAGGUCGGGGGCAUAUGUUAACGCCAUCUACCAGAUUUAAGUAAAACUCACGGAGACGUAUACGCCACCUGCGUAAAGCCAUCGAGCGACACUAGGCGGCGCUAGCGGCACCCGCCGGCGCGCGAGCCGCGCGCCCCUCACACAUCUUAUUCUUCGGUGCGACGUAGCAAGAUGGUAGUCGGUUCACCAUCAACAUAUCUAAAAUAUCUUAUAAUUUUGUACUUAACUUUUAAGUGUUUUUCUAAAUAUAAUAAUUUCGACUUAAACUAAA
This is a messenger RNA of Helicoverpa zea (corn earworm), 2716 nucleotides long. RefSeq lists its product as uncharacterized. Gene Ontology annotation, molecular function: nucleic acid binding. The transcript has a single exon. Gene Ontology annotation, biological process: DNA integration. The annotation marks the transcript as partial. NCBI's taxonomy places the organism in Eukaryota, Metazoa, Arthropoda, Insecta, Lepidoptera, Noctuidae. The record is from RefSeq and is a predicted model, not a curated record.